AUGUCGAGCGGUGAAAAUGGAGAUAAGCAUUCGUCUUGCUUUGAGAAGAUUUUGGAUGCCGAAGACUAUUUAAAAACGAAGUCCAAGAAAGCCGCCAAAGAUAUGUACAAGCCGCAAUGUGACACCAAUGAUUGCUUGAAGCAUUGUGCCGAUCCGACAUUGAUGCAGGCUUGUCCAUGUUGCAAGGAGGGCUCUUCAAUGACUUUGGAU
Messenger RNA from Mesorhabditis belari, 210 nucleotides. NCBI's taxonomy places the organism in Eukaryota, Metazoa, Nematoda, Chromadorea, Rhabditida, Rhabditidae. The record is from the annotation of a GenBank genome assembly.